GGAAUACUGCGUAUCCAUCAACAACAUUUUGAUAGCUGCUGGGCAUGCCUGUUGCCGUAUUACGUCUUCUUUCAAACUGUGUAUUAGUUCUUCGAGAAUCUACAUAACUGAAGUUGUAAACGAGAAUGUCUACCACAAAAGCCUCGAGGAUCGGUGAAGAGCUAUGGAAAACGAGGGUUGACAAAGUCAAUGCGGAGUUAGUCACAUUGACUUAUGGUACAAUUGUUGCACAAUUAUGUCAGGACUAUGACUCAAACUACCAGGAAGUGAACAAACAAUUAGACAAGAUGGGCUACAAUAUUGGUAUGCGACUUAUCGAAGACUUUCUGGCAAAGUCGGGCGUCGGCCGAUGUUCCAACUUCCGGGAAACAGCAGACAUGAUCGCAAAAGUCGGGUUCAAGAUCUUUCUUAACAUCUCGCCUACCGUAACGAAUUGGACCAGCGAUAAUAAUCAGUUCUCUCUUGUCUUCGACGAAAAUCCGCUAGCCGACUUUGUCGAGUUGCCAGAUGAUGGAAGGGCGCAGGAUGAGCUGUGGUUUUCUAAUAUUCUGUGUGGUGUCCUGCGAGGUGCUUUGGAGAUGGUUCAAAUGCAGGUCGAAGCGCAUUUCGUUAGCGAUGUGUUGCGGGGUGAUGAUACUACAGAAAUGCGGGUAUCUCUGGUUAGAUAUAUUGAAGAUGAAAUGCCACCGGAGGAGGAGUAACAAGCAUAUGGAAAACAAGAAUGCUGUAGAGGGUUGUGGCGUACGGUGUUUGGGAUUCGAUGGCCUCUGUUCUUAACUAAAUUAUAGCUUUUCUUGUCAUUAGUAGGUAUCUGCAACCUAUUUGUACAAGACGUUGACUUUGAUGAUUAGCCCUACAAUGUUGGUGUGUUGGCUAUAUUCUAGUACAAGGAUAGACCAACCAUCAAAGUUGGCGUUUCGGUAGAACGAUAGAACAUAGGGGCAUGGAAUGAGCCAUGAUCACACACCUUGUUUUUGUCGCUCUUGUGAAUAAGGUACUAAUAGUAUGAUUUAUGAUGUGAGGGUUACAGAUCACAUUUGGCUAGCCCGCAUAAUAAUCCGUGUUUUCAGGGGCCGUUAUGAACAUAAAUUCGCUGAUUCAAUGAUAGAUGAUAUAGUCAAGGAGUUUUCAAAAAUAAAGGACUGUAUACAGCAUUCCGAAGGAGGAUCCAACC
Aspergillus pseudonomiae is the source of this 1174-nucleotide messenger RNA. RefSeq names its product TRAPP complex core subunit BET3. The transcript has 5 exons. NCBI's taxonomy places the organism in Eukaryota, Fungi, Ascomycota, Eurotiomycetes, Eurotiales, Aspergillaceae. The record is from RefSeq and is a predicted model, not a curated record. Gene Ontology annotation, biological process: intra-Golgi vesicle-mediated transport; endoplasmic reticulum to Golgi vesicle-mediated transport. Gene Ontology annotation, cellular component: cytosol; TRAPP complex; cis-Golgi network membrane. The coding region runs from base 126 to 701 and encodes 191 amino acids.